Leopardus geoffroyi (Geoffroy's cat) is the source of this 4982-nucleotide messenger RNA. Its product is annotated as zinc finger and SCAN domain-containing protein 1-like. NCBI's taxonomy places the organism in Eukaryota, Metazoa, Chordata, Mammalia, Carnivora, Felidae. Bases 1 to 504 code for a protein of 167 amino acids. The record is from RefSeq and is a predicted model, not a curated record. Gene Ontology annotation, biological process: regulation of transcription by RNA polymerase II. The transcript has a single exon. Gene Ontology annotation, molecular function: DNA-binding transcription factor activity, RNA polymerase II-specific; RNA polymerase II cis-regulatory region sequence-specific DNA binding.
AUGGAGCACCAAAAGCGCCACCUGGAAGAGGGGCCCUUCUCGUGUCCCGAGUGCGGCAAAACCUUCCUGCACGCCUCUGUCCUGGGGGAGCAUCGGAAGAUCCACCUGCUGGAGCCGCUGCCCAAGAGGCCCCGCCGGAGCGGGGGCGAGGAGCCAGGAGAGGCCGACCCCCAGGAAGCGGCAGGGCAGGCCCAGGACUCGGAUGGAGGCCGGCGCGGGGAGCCCUCCGGCCGCGGGGAGCCCUCGGGUCUCGGGGAGCCCUCCGGCCGCGGGGAGCCCUCCGGUCUCGAGGAGCCCUCCGGUCUCGGGGAGCCCUCCGCCCGCGGGGAGCCUUCCGGCCGCCGGGAGCCUUCGGGCCGCCGCGAGACCUCAGGCCGCCGCGAGCCCUCGGGCCGCCGCGAGCCCUCCGGUCGCGAGCGGCCCUUCGAGUGCGGCGUCUGCGGGAAGGCCUUCCCCUGGAUGGUCCACCUCCUCGACCACCAGAAGCUGCACGCCACGCAGUGAGCGGACGUGCGUCCCGGGUGACAGCGACCCCCCGGCGGGCUCGUCCCGCGGGGCGACCCGGGACCCACCGCGUCCCCCCCCUCCCCGGUGACAGCGACCCUCGGUGGGCUCAUCCUGCGGGGCGAACCGGGACCCGCUUCCCUGCCGCCGUGUCCCCCGGAUGACAGCGACCCUCGCGGACUCGUCCUGCGGGGCGACCCCGGACCCGCCGCGUCUCUGGGUGUCGCCGCGCCUGCCUCUUACCCCGAGUGACAGCGACCUUCGGCGGACUCGUCCUGCGGGGCGGCCCGGGAGCCGCCGCCCCGUUCUCCAGGUAACAGCGACCUUCGGCGGACACAUACUGCGGGACGACCCCAGAACCGGGCGCGCCUGCCGCUUACCCCGAGUGACAGCAAUCACCGAAGGGCUAGUCCUGCGGAGCGACCCGGGACCCGCCACCCCCGCCGCCGCGUUCCCCGGGUGACAGCGACCCCUGGCGGACUCGUCCUGCAGGCGACUCGGGACACGCCACGUCUCUGGGUGUCGCCGCGCCUGCCGCUUACCCCGAGUGACAGCGACCCACGAAGGGCUCGUCCUGCGGGGCGACCCGGAACCUACCGCGUCUCCCGGGUGUCGCCGCGCCUGCCGCUUACCCCGGGUGACAACGAACCUCUGCGAACUCGUCCAGCGGAGUGACCUGGGACCCGCCAUCCCCGCCGCCGCGUCCCCCGGGUGACAGCGACCCCUGGCGGACUCGUCCUGCAGGCAGCCCAGGAACCACCUUGUGUCUGGGUGUCGCCGCGCCUGCCCCGUUCCCCGGGUGACAGCGACCCCGGGUGUUCGUCCUGCGGGGUGACCUGGGACCCACCGCGUCUCCCGGGUGUCGCCGCGCCUACCGCUUACCCGGGUGCCAGCGACCCUCUGCGAACUCGUCCAGCGGAGGGACCUGGGACCCGCCAUCCCCGCCGCCGCGUCCCCCGGGUGACAGCGACCCCUGGCGGACGCGUCCAGCAGGCAACCCAGGACCCGCCGCGUCUCUGGGUGUCGCCGCGCCUGCCCCGUUCCCCAGGUGACAGUGGCCCCCGGGUGUUCGUCCUGCGGGACGACCCGGGACCCACCGCAUCCCCCGGGCGUCCCCGCACCUGCCGCUUAACCCGAGUGACAGCGACCCACGAAGGGCUCGUCCUGUGGGGCGACCCGCGACCCACCGCGUCUCCCGGGUGUCGCCGCGCCUGCCGCUUACCCCGGGUGACAACGACCCUCUGCGAACUAGUCCAGCGGAGCGACCCAGGACCUGCCACCCCCGCCGCCGCAUCCCUCGGGUAACAGCGACCUCCGGUGGACUCGUCCUACAGGUCACCCGGGACCCGCCGCCUCUCUGGGUGUUGCCGCGCCUGCCACUUACCCCAGGUGACAGUGACCCCCCCCCCCGGGGGGCUCGUCCUGUGGGACGACAGGACACCCACCUUAUCUCCCGGGUGUCGCCGCACCUGCCGCUUACCUAACCGAAUGACAGCGACCACCGAAGGGCUCGUCUAGCUGAACAACCUGGGACCAGCCACCCCCGCCACCGCGUUCCCCGGGCGACAGCGACCCCUGGCGGACUCAUCCUGCAGGCGACCCGGGACCCGCCGCUUGUCUGGGUGUCGCCACGCCUGCCGCGUUCCUUGGGCGACAGCGACCCCCAGCGCCGCGCUCAGCUGGGCAGUCCGCCGUCUGUGUUCCGCAGGCGACAGAAGAGGAGCUUCGCCAGCGCCAGUUCCAGGAGCUUUUCCGGGGGGCGCCCUUCACCUGCCGGCCCUCCUGCACUCCCGGGAAGGCCACCUCCUGCCCUCACAGACCCUGGGAGCCUGGCACAAACGCAGGGCUCUUCUAUGUGGUCUUUCCCUUUCCUCUUCUUCUUCUUCUUUUUUGUUUUUGUUUUUGUCCCAGCCCACCUUUUCCUUUUUCACUCUUUUUUUAUGAUAAAGUACACACAACUUAAAACGUGCCAUUUUAACUACUCAUAACGCACAAUUCGAUGGCAUUAAGUACAUGCAUAGGGUCGUGCAACCCAUGUAUUCUGGUACAUUUUCAUCACUCCCAAAAUGGGUUCCCCGUACCCACUAGCAGUCACUUCCCACCUCCCCUCUCUCAGCCCUUGACACCUACUAAUCUGCUUGCUUUCUGGAAGAUUUUAGGCAGGAUUUUUAGGACUGACCAAAACUGACCUGCACACGUUUCCGUUUGACUCACAGAAUGACCUUUGUGUUUUUGUUUCUUUUAAAGAUAAAUGCAAACAUUUUUCAAACCAUACACGUCACAUAAAAAUCUGGCAUUAUGGUCACCCUGGAUCUCCCCAGAGCAGGUGUUGGAUCACCCAGGUGCCUCAGUUCACCCCACCACUGCUGGGGAUGGCCCACGUGCAUCUGGAUUCAGCCGGACAUCCGUCCCUACCCCUUCAUCGCUGGGCACCACUUGCCCCCAUGCCAACAAAAGCCUUACAAGUGUCUUUUUUUUUUGAACUUGGAUAGUGUUGGAUUGACUCUGACCCCACAUAAGCAGAGACCUUCUCCUUUUAAUCAUCCAUAAGUCGCCUUUCAACUGGAAAACUCUUCUGGACCUGCCCCGCCCAGCCCACUGCUGCUUCUCGACCAAGCUGCCUCCUUCCUGCACCCAUCCGUAGCCUGUGUCCCCUGGCACCUUCCCGGGCCAUGCAGGUCCCUCUGCUGCCUUCGCGCUAUUUGCUGCACUUGCCUUCUUGGAGCUCUCUCUAGCUGGGCCUCCGGACCUUGUUCUUGCCUCGCUACAGCAUCCUGGCUUAUCCUCACUGAGGGCUUCUGGCUCUACUCCAUGCCUUAAUUUCUUGUGAGCUUCAGCUCCCUUCCCAAGCACCUUCUCUCUCAUCCUGCUGAGGCGGAGUUUCUUCUUCGAAGCUCAGGUGGCAAGGGGGGGGUAGAGGGUCUUGACCCCACAGUCAGCCUGAGUCUUCAGGUACAGCACACACGAUGGACAGGAUUAUCCAGUGUCCCCACUGGUUGGUGAGCAGGAGUUUAUUCCAAUGCAGUUUCCAUUCCGAUCCCCUUAAGUCAGAGGCAUGUUCAUAGCUCUCUGGGAUGGAGCACGAUUGCAGGAGAGAGUGGGGGCUGCUGCCAGCAAGGCAUCAGUCAGACCCCUAACUGCCAUGCCCCCCCCCCCCAGCCAUCCUUGCGUGAAUUCUCCGAAGAUGUCUGCCUCGGCAUCCCACGGACCAACGGCCCUCCAGUGACAUCUGCCUGGUGUCCCUCAGUCCUCCACCUGAGCUUGUCCAAAGAACCCUAGUGCGAAAGAAAACCAACGGCCUCCCCUAUGCCGUCUCUCCACCCUCCAAGGCCCCAAGCUUGCCCUGUUCCAGUUUCUCCUCUGCCCUGAACCGUGCCCGCCUCCCUGUCUCUCUUCUAUCGUCUUUUCUCCAUCUUUGGAUGCCUGCAGCUGUGUCUAGGCGAACUCUGCCUCCAGUCCACUCCCCUCCAUCCCAUCCAAUACCCACGGCCAGCAAGAUCCUUCUGAAACAGACACUCUGAGAUGACAUCAAGCCCAGCAGACCAGUUCCUUCGAAUCUCUUCCCACGUCAGUAGCUCUUGGCACUGGGGUGGUGGAGGCUGGCCUCCUGUGCCCACUCAGUUCCUGCUUGUCUCCACAAUGACUCCUAUGCGGGGCCUCCUCACCUCCUCGAGGGAUGCCUCCUCUGCUUAGAAAAGUCUCCACUGCAGCAUUUUACCAGCACCCGGCCCAGAGCAGCCCUUCGUGAGUGAGAAUGGGUGAAUGGUAACCAAAUGAGUACGUGAGCUGCAGCCGCUGCCAAGACCCCACCGCAGGGCUGCAGUAAUCAGCCAAGGAAGCCUUACCUGGACCUCUGAGGAGGGGAGCUGGCAGCACCGUGGAAGGCUCCCCUCAACACCCUCUGCCUUGGCUGACAGGGGCAAGGAUGUGGCCCAGGGCCCUGGGCCUGGAGAGUCGCUCCUCCGAAUCCCGAUUCACCAAAGCCGCCAAACUGAGUUAAUUGCCCGGCCUGCCUAGUCCCAAGAUGCUGCUCAAGCUGUAGUGAGAUAGAGCACCGGCCCCUCUCUUCUCUUUCUCCUCACUCCUUGCAUGCUUGGCUCACCCUGUGCCUUCCUCUGCCAGCGUCCCCUGCAAGACCCCAACACCUGCCCACUAGGACGCUUCCCAGGCUCGUCUGUCCUCCAGCUCUUGUCACAGAGCAUCUGCUGGGCCAGGCACUGGGUGCUGUGAUGCAGCGCAAAUCCUCAUCAUCUCACGCUCCAGGGAACCAGAGGAAAACAGACCACCCUCCUUCCCGCUGAAGCCAGGACCUCUGGGAGGAGAAGAGGCCUGGGCACUGCUAGGUUCUGAGGCUCCCGAAAGGAUUUUUUGUUUAAAGGAUGAAAUAUAUCCACAAGGAUAGAUGCUGUAAUAUAUUUAAAUGUGUAUGUCAAACAAUCUAACAAAAUUAGAGUGUAAUGAAGUUGUGCUAUCCAUAA